This is a messenger RNA of Saccostrea cuccullata (small rock oyster), 741 nucleotides long. Its product is annotated as mucin-2-like. The transcript is spliced from 6 exons. The record is from RefSeq and is a predicted model, not a curated record. Bases 358 to 741 code for a protein of 127 amino acids. Lineage: Eukaryota; Metazoa; Mollusca; Bivalvia; Ostreida; Ostreidae.
AACACACAAUAAUAGAAUCUAUCAUCUUUUUUUCAUCACAAUAAAGUAUAUUUCUCAUUGCACAUUUUUUUACUAAAUAAAUAUAACUUAAAGCACCUAGUAUUUUUUAGCAACAUUGAAUGCCGUUACACGUUUACACCAGUUCCCCCGAAUCUAGGACUAGUCAUCUCCUUCCAGUUUAUCAACCUUGAUUACGAAUCAGCUUGUUAUGACCACAUCAUCCUUAAAGAAGGUGACAUAAAUGGAAACCAAAUUGCUAAAAUAUGUCAGGGCUAUCCACUUAGUCGUCCUGUUAUAUCUCCAAAUGAGACCUAUAGAACCAAAGAGGCAUUGUUUCUUCAUUUUGUAUCUGACGAUAUGGUCCUAGCACGUGGGUUUAGAGCUAUUGUCAAACAAGAUCCAAUAUCGGUAAACACGGAGAGCACCACAGCAGUGGCAAAUGAGUCAACAACAAAGAAAAAUACCACUCAUAAUAAUAACUCACCAUUGACUAUGGUAACGGAAAGCAACACGCUAUCAACAUUACCAUCAACGACAGAGAUCACGACACAAACUUCACCUACUACUACGUCUAAAGAGCCUUGGUCAUCUUUUUCAGUAAAGGAAAGCAACACACGAUCAACAUUACCGGUAUUACCAUCAACGAAAGAUAUCACAACACGAACUUCAUCUACUACUACGUCUAAUGAGUACAUUACACACAUAACACAAAUAUGGAUCAGAGACCUCAACCCAUUUUAA